UACACCUGACAACCAAAUAUCGACGAUUUCUGGAAAUCGAGAAGCACGCCACGCUAAAUUUCCCAAUACUGCGCCUAAACUCGCGCAAAAAUUGCUUUGGUUUAAUAUCUGCGUAAAACGAAGUUAGAAAGAAAUAAAGGUGCAGUUCGAAUGAGUACUAGAAUAAGAAGAAAAAGUCCAUCACGGUAUUCUCCUAGCAGAAAAUCAUCUACUAGUCGUUCUUCUAGAAGAUCACCUGGUAGAUCACCUGCUAGAUCACCAGCACGAUCACCUGCUAGAUCACCAGCACGAUCACCUGCUAGAUCACCUGCUAGAUCACCAGCACGAUCACCAGCACGAUCACCUGCAAGAUCUCCAAAUGCUGAUAAAAGAAAACUUCCAUUUCGCAAUACAAAAUAUGCCAAAGUAUCUAUUCCCAGAAUAGAGUUUCCCACUGAAAAAAUUAAUAACAAGGAAAGAACUAUAGUAACAAGAAAUUCUACUUUUAACGAUAAUCAAACUGAUACAAUGCCACUUCAUUAUCGGUUGAAAGAACUUGAAGCUGUAUCUCGCAGAUCGAUACGUAUGUCUAGUACACCAAAAAUGGAAUCGCCACAUAAAUUCACAGCAUUUACUAGAAAUUUUGAUAGAGCUGUUUCUUUACCAGUGGAACGAAAAUCUCGAUUACAUGAUAUAACUGAUGUUAAGGAGAGAGGCUUUUCUGUACAAAGAGAUCAGGAUUUGACUAAACCAGUAGAAGAAAACAUGCAAUCAGAAUUAAUAAUAUUAGAAAAACGUAGACAAAAUAUAAAUUUAGUUGAUGAACCUCAAGAAUGGGGAGGAUGGUUUGGGACUUACAUUCUUUUAUUUGUCUUACCUCUUACUGUAAUUGCACCACAAUUAUUUUGCUCAAAAGCCAUGUGUAAAUUAGCGUAUCUAGAAAUACCAACUGAUAUACAAUUAUACAUCAAUGCUUAUUCAUUUUUUGGAUACAUGUCAUUUUUACUACUACUGACUAUCUUUUCUUUUAUUCCAAUCGGGAGGUGCAUCGACGGACAACAAAGUAAAAUCGGUAGAUUACAAUACCGUAUGAAUGGAUUUUUAUGUGCCGCAUUAUCACUGGCCAUACUCAGUAUAUGUGUAUAUAAAAAAUUAAAACUUCAUGACUUUAUUUUAGAAAAUUCUUUACAAUUGAGUACUAGUGGGUGGAUUCUUGGAACAAUUAUAGCAAUAUUCUUAUAUAUUAAAGCAAAUAAAGCAUCUGUUGCAUGUCUUAAUAUAUGUGCAUCAACUAAUAGUAUUGUAUAUAAUUUCUGGCAAGGCAGAGAAAUUAAUCCCAGACUUGGCUCUUUGGACAUAAAAAUAAUUUUAUUACGUGCUUCAGUGAUUGGAUUAAUUAUUGUAAACUUGUCUGUUAUAAUCAAAGCAUUGGAAAACAGUAGUAGUUUGGACCUGAAGGAUAUUAAUUUAGCAGAAUUAUUAGUAUCCUCUUUGCAAAUAUUUUAUGGUAUGGAUAUGUUAAUGUACGAAUCAACUAUUUUAACAUCCUUUGAAUUUACGUACGAAGGUACUGGAUAUAUGCUGUGUGUCGGUCAUUUACUUUAUCCUUUUCUACCAACUAUUUUAUCUAGAUACAUGUUGUUUAGAAGAACACAAAUAAACUAUCUCUUUGUAAUGCCUAUCCUAAGCUUUAUUAUCGGAUACAUUAUAUACAGAAUUAGUAAUUCUCAGAAGGAUGAAUUUAGAAAAAAUCCAUUAUCUCCUGCGUUAGAUCAUUUAGAAACGAUUUCGACGUCACGUGGAAAAAAAUUGAUAGUAUCUGGUCUUUGGGGAUAUAUAAGACAUCCCAAUUAUUUGGGUGAUAUCAUAAUGCAAUGGUCUAUAUCUUGUUUGAGUAUGACAAGUGAAAUCUUACCUUAUUAUGCUCCAUUGUGUUGCACUGUAGUGUUAAUGCAUCGUGCAAUAAGAGAUAAUAGACGUUGUAAAUUGCGUUAUGGUUAUGCCUGGGAACAAUAUUGCUCGAAAGUAAAAUAUAUGAUUAUAGAUCACGUAUUUUAAAUAUUUUUUUAUUGUAACAUAUGGAAACUAAUUUAUAAUAUUAAAAUUUAUUAGAAUGUUUCACUUUGAGAUCUCAAGAGAGUUUUGCAUGACAUCUGUAUACAAUGUUUGUUAUUGUAUAAAACAAAUCUUUAUAAUAACCUCACAUUUUAUAGUAUAUAUUUUAAACUUAAGAAGAAUACAUGUUUAUAAAUAUAUAUAUAUAUAUAUACAUAUAAGUAGUUACAGAAAAACUGUAAUC
This is a messenger RNA of Vespula pensylvanica (western yellowjacket), 2278 nucleotides long. RefSeq names its product delta(14)-sterol reductase TM7SF2 (gene LBR). The record is from RefSeq and is a predicted model, not a curated record. The coding region runs from base 151 to 2037 and encodes 628 amino acids. Gene Ontology annotation, molecular function: oxidoreductase activity, acting on the CH-CH group of donors, NAD or NADP as acceptor. Gene Ontology annotation, biological process: sterol biosynthetic process. Gene Ontology annotation, cellular component: nuclear inner membrane; endoplasmic reticulum membrane. NCBI's taxonomy places the organism in Eukaryota, Metazoa, Arthropoda, Insecta, Hymenoptera, Vespidae. The transcript has 8 exons.